AUGUAUCACUACGCGAGUCCACCUCAUGGGUGGUCAACCUACGAUUACUCCCACUCACCACCCACUUCACCAUACUACGCGCAAUAUGCCUCGCAAUACGCAAGCACAUAUGCCUCACCUCGUGGCACCUCCCGACGCCACACGCGCAAGGCAAGCUACACGGCGACCGCGAAAGAUUCCGCAUAUCAGUCCGGCUACCCACACACCUACUACGAGGCCACCCCCGAGUACGGUAUCCCGUCGCGCAAGCACGACCAUGUAAGUGCUUCUUCCGCGGGACCCAAACACCGUCGCACCCGUACAAUGGGGUCCUCGACGGGGGAUGGCUAUGGCGCAGGCGCAGACACAGGUACGGGCACCGGCGUUCGAGUGGGCACUUACCCGCAAACCAAGCAGCCCAUCUUUGUGGAUGUGGCUGAUGAUUAUGCGCCGCCACGGUACGCCUCGGUCUAUGAGAAGCCAUCGCCGCGCGAGCCUCGUGCGUCGCGCCAUGGCCGUCCCUCGACCGCUGCGGCAGAACCCUCUACGCCGACACGAGAUGGCCCCGGCCAGCAUCGUCGAACCGCGUCAACCACGUAUCGCAAAUCGUCAGCCGCUGAUUCUCACUUUUAUUUCAACCAGGCUCCCAAUUCUGACGACCUCGAAGCCGCUCGUCGGUCCCACGCCCGGCGCCAGUCCACCUCGACGCGUACGCCGUCCAAGCCUAAGCCUGCACCGCCCCCUUCGAAGCCGCCACCCGUUGCCACAGAAGAAGACGCCGAGCGCGCGGGCAUCCCGCCCGGUUACUCAACCAAGAACUGGGACCCCACUGAAGCGCCCAUUAUCCUCCUUGGCAGUGUCUUCGACGCCAACUCGCUGGGUAAAUGGAUCUACGACUGGACCGUCUUUCAUCACGGCGCAUCUACGCCCAUGGCUGAUGUGGCAGGUGAUCUCUGGUUGCUGCUGAUCAAACUAGCCGGUAAAGUGAAGCGGGCGGACGAGUGUCUCCCGCGGAUCAAGCGCGUCGAAGCCGCAGACAUUGUGGAAGAUUUCCUCGAGAGCGGUGAUCGACUGUGGAACCGGUUCAAGAAGCUCCUCAAGGCGUGCGAGAUGUUCAUGUGGAAGGCCGCCAAGCGCGAGGGCGGCAAGGGCCCCGUGUCCAUGGGGCGUAAUGCCGGCUGUGAAUUUGUGGAUUCCAUCUUUGGCCGUGAUCGCGAACUGGAAAAUACCGAGAAGUUGAUGAACAGCAUUCGACUGUGGAACAUGCGCUUCGACGCCAAUUGCGAGGAGAUUCUGCGUCGCCCUUCUGCCAAAUAG
Messenger RNA from Penicillium diatomitis, 1296 nucleotides. RefSeq lists its product as uncharacterized. The transcript has a single exon. NCBI's taxonomy places the organism in Eukaryota, Fungi, Ascomycota, Eurotiomycetes, Eurotiales, Aspergillaceae. The record is from RefSeq and is a predicted model, not a curated record. Bases 1 to 1296 code for a protein of 431 amino acids.